GACUUGCAACUAAAAGCGGAAGCUCCGCCCGCCGCGGGCGAGACUUCCGGUUGUUACCGCUUGCGGCGUCUUCUGCUGACGGAGUCGGAACCGGCGGGGACCAGGAUGGUGUUGCUCGAGAGCGAGCAGUUCCUGACGGAGCUGACCAGGCUCUUCCAGAAGUGCCGGUCGUCGGGCAGCGUGUACAUCACCCUGAAGAAGUAUGAUGGUCGCACCAAACCCACUCCACGGAAGAGUUCUGUGGAGAGCGUUGAGCCCGCAGAAAACAAGUGUCUGUUGAGAGCCACGGAUGGGAAAAGGAAGAUCAGCACAGUGGUGAGUUCCAAAGAGGUGAAUAAGUUUCAGAUGGCCUAUUCAAACCUACUGAGAGCUAACAUGGAUGGGCUGAAGAAGAGGGACAAGAAGAACAAGAGUAAGAAGACCAAACCAGCACAGUGACAGGCGUGGUUAUUACCGACCAGCUGAAGUGCGGGUACCUGUGUUUCUGCUUUUGGCACUCUCUGUAACUGUUCAUGUAAGGGUUGUUUAAGAAAGAAGGGUUGGAUGAUCAACCCUUCUAAACUGGUAAGAAGCCAGUUUGUUUUAGAUCUUCAUUGCAUGGCUGGAUACUCUUAGACACCAGCCUUAAAGUGUCUGGUCAUCUUUGAAGAGCUGUGCAUCAUCAAGUCCAUCCAUGCUAGCAGUUUCUUUGUUUACUUACCCUGUUCCUGACAGUAACUACUAACUCUAAAAUGAUACAGUUACUCAAUGGUUUUUGCCUGUCUUUGAGAAUCUGUAAUAGGAAUCUGACAGUUUUAUUAAAAGUCAUGUUAUCCUG
This is a messenger RNA of Phodopus roborovskii (desert hamster), 817 nucleotides long. RefSeq names its product signal recognition particle 14 (gene Srp14). Gene Ontology annotation, cellular component: signal recognition particle, endoplasmic reticulum targeting. The transcript is spliced from 5 exons. The coding region runs from base 106 to 438 and encodes 110 amino acids. The record is from RefSeq and is a predicted model, not a curated record. NCBI's taxonomy places the organism in Eukaryota, Metazoa, Chordata, Mammalia, Rodentia, Cricetidae. Gene Ontology annotation, molecular function: endoplasmic reticulum signal sequence receptor activity; 7S RNA binding. Gene Ontology annotation, biological process: SRP-dependent cotranslational protein targeting to membrane.